Molecule: messenger RNA, 1206 nt
Organism: Chlorocebus sabaeus (green monkey)
Lineage: Eukaryota; Metazoa; Chordata; Mammalia; Primates; Cercopithecidae
Source: RefSeq, a predicted model, not a curated record
UCCUCCUCUCAACCUGAUGCUCACUGCAACAAGGUCAUUUGAAGCUCAGCCAGAAGAGUUGAUUUAACUAAUUUUGCUUAAAGAAUGUCUCCACUGCUUUUAUACAAAGAUACUAAGGGACUCCAAAAUCUGCUAGAUUCAUUGUGUGAUCUUUUUCUCUGUAAAUUCCUCCUCUCUUUUACAGUCCUCAUUUUUCAUUGAGGCUAGGAUUAAUGUAAUAUACUACAGAGGUCCACGUAGUACAGAUUAGGGAAGAAAGAAACGUUCACUGGAAGUUUUUGACAGGUCUCCAAACAAGGAAAGCCCACAUUUGCUUCUUGUGGGGAGUCUGUAUCCUUGGUCCUGAAUCUGGCCUCCAGAGGGUGAUGUUGACAAGGGACAGAUGGCUGUUUCCAAUGAUGAUCAACAUUUUCUGCUCAGCCCCUUCUUCCUGCAGCUGGCUUACUGAAGCACUGUCACUGGAGUUCUUUGAAGAUGGGACAAAUGGAGAGAAUCAAAGAUUGAAAAGCACUGAAGAUUAUCUCGGCAGUUCUUGUAUUUUUACCAAAACAAGAGACUUGCCUAGCCCAACCUUCCUCACACUCGCUAUUCUCAAGACCUGGGUUCCAGCCACUUUCUUACCGGCUCUGAGGAGAAUUUCCAAAGAGACACCUGCAGUUUUUCCACAGCUCAGCCAUGCUCCUUUUGCUCAUACCAGUGCUGGGGAUGAUUUUUGCCCUGAGAGAUGCCAGAGCCCAGUCUGUAAGCCAGCAUGACCACCAUGUAAUUCUCUCUAAAGGGGCCUCACUGGAGUUGGGAUGCAACUAUUCCUAUGGUGGCACUGUUAAUCUCUUCUGGUAUGCCUAGCACCCUGGUCAAGACCUUCUGUUUCUCCUCAAGUACCUUUCAGGGGACCCAUUGGUUAAAGACAUCAAAGGCUUUGAGGCUGAAUUUAUGAAGAGUAGAUUCUUCUUUAACCUGAGGAAACCCUCUGGGCAGUGGAGUGACAUGGCUGAGUACUUCUGUGCCGUGAAUGCCACAGUGUAUGGGACUGCAAAGGGAGCUGAACACAAACUUCAUAAUGUGCUAGGGAGAAUAACUGCCUCUGAAAGAUUUUGGAUUCUAACACAGUAGAAACCGUGAUGUUAGUUUUUUUAAAAAUGUAUUUUUAAUUUUUAGGGAUACAUAGUAGGUGCAUAUGUUUAUGGAGUACAUGAGAUAUUUUGA